AAACAAAGCAUAUGAAUACAAUUCAAAUCCAAGGAGGUCGCUAAUUUUAUUAUCAAUUGCAAUUUGUCAUCUUAAAAAACAUUAUCGAAUUCUCAGUUCAGAAAGCACAAAUACUCUUUUCCUAGAGGAACUUUCCUCUGAAUAUAACGGUAAGUGAGGCUCAGGGUACGUUUUUCAAAUGCCACAAGAUGUAACAGAUGAAUCAGGAGACGAAUACGCUCGGGAACCCGAUGAAGAGGGUGGAGAAGGGCGUAAAGCUGAAACCGACAUAAUUGGCAAAUACUUUGGAGACCGCAACGCACUCAGUGAGCGCCAUGGAAAUGGUUGGGCGAUACUCCCAAAUGGAGAUCAAUACGAUGGGCAAUAUCGACAUGGUCAGCGUCAUGGAGAAGGACUUUAUGUUUUUAAGAAUGGUGCACGCUACUUAGGACAUUACCGUUGUAGUUUAAAAUCAGGUUUUGGGGUGUUUUACUAUCCAGAUGGUAGCAAAUAUGAAGGAUGCUGGCGAAAAGAUCUCAAACACGGUGAAGGAACCUACACCUAUGCAAAUGGUGACAAAUAUAGCGGUAAUUGGUACAAAGGAAAACGACAUGGGUUAGGUGAAUAUUAUUUUGCUGAAGCUGACUGCUGCUUCAGAGGUACAUGGGUGAACGGUGUUCGUGUUGGACCCGCAGAAGUUCAUUACAAAAAUCAUACUCUGCACGGAAUUUGGGACGACAAGCAUCCUCAGGGCCCAGCGGUAUUCUCAUUCAGUUGUAAAUAUAUGUAUAAAGGUUACUACAAACUACUCCGUGAACGAAGUCCGAUAGGUGGUACUGGGCCAGAAGAUGGUGGUGAAUUCGGAGAGGGAGAGGAAGAGAUGGGUAAAGAUGAAUUCAAACUGGAUCUUGAGAAUGAAGGCGAGGGAGAAUUCGAUUUGGAUCAGAGAACUUCUACAACAUCUGUUCAGCGUGCUAUUCCACGCUGGUAUUGCCAAGAGCUUUUGCAAUAUGACUUCUCCAAAUUGCCACAACAGCCAAUACCUCUUCCUAUUUCCGAUUCUGAAGAGGAUGUUUGUGACCUGUCUUCGAAACCAAGUGCAGUAGAGCCCAGUGUUUACGAUUAUGAGGCAGAGCAAGUGCCAACGACAAUAUGUAGUUCCUCAACAAACACCAGUCUAUCCUGGUCUGGGGCCACUUCCCCAUGCGUAUCAACAACUCCUGAUAUCAGUCAAAAUUUCUUGCCACCCAACCCGACCAAACUUCAAACAGACUAACCUCUUUCGUCAUGGAUAUUUCACGUUGAAUACUCAGUGUAACAUUAUAUUUAUAUGCAUAAAUAAAUAAAUAAAACUUCA
Hermetia illucens (black soldier fly) is the source of this 1336-nucleotide messenger RNA. It is a transcript of the gene Rsph1, whose product is annotated as radial spoke head 1 homolog. The transcript has 3 exons. The coding region runs from base 179 to 1255 and encodes 358 amino acids. The record is from RefSeq and is a predicted model, not a curated record. Gene Ontology annotation, biological process: axoneme assembly; spermatid development. NCBI's taxonomy places the organism in Eukaryota, Metazoa, Arthropoda, Insecta, Diptera, Stratiomyidae. Gene Ontology annotation, cellular component: motile cilium; nucleus.